UAGAUUUCGGACUCCAAUCCUUUCCACCAGCGAAACCCUAGCCAAAAUCUCGCCGACGCCAGCACCCUCCCCCUCCCCAAAUCCCCCCAAAAAAGGCCCCUAACCCCCAAAACCUAACCGAUGGGCUCCAUCGUCGAUCCAGUCCUCGAUCCCUCCCUCAACCGCACCUUCAUCCGCACCAUCCUCUCCUCCGCCGACGGCCUCAUCGGCCAAAAGAUCACCGUCGGCGGCUGGUCCAAGACCGGCCGCGAGCAGGGCAAGGGAUCCUUCGCUUUCCUCGAACUCAACGACGGGUCUUGCCUCUCGAACCUUCAGGUCAUCGUCGAUUCGAGCGUCGCUGAGCUCUCGAAGCUGACGCCGACGGGGACCUGCGUGCUCGUCGAGGGAGAGAUGAAGAAGCCGCCGGAGGGGACGAAGCAGAACGUGGAGAUGAGGGUCGAGAGGGUGAUCGAGGUGGGGCCCACUGAUCCCGGGAAGUACCCGCUGCCGAAGACGAGGCUCACGCUGGAGUUCCUUCGGGAUUUCGUGCACCUUCGUGCCCGAACGAACACGAUAUCUGCAGUUGCACGUAUUAGAGACGAGCUAGCCUAUGGAACCCAUACGUUUUUCAGAGAAAAUGGAUUUAGAUAUGUUCAUACUCCAAUAGUCACCACUAGUGAUUGUGAAGGCGCCGGCGAGAUGUUCCAGGUGACUACACUUUUUAGCGAUGCAGACAAAUUGGAGAUAGAGUUACAGAAAAAUCCUCCACCUUCAGAAUCUGACGUCGAAGCUGCUAAAAAGGCUGUCGAGGAGAAAGGAAACACAGUUAAAGAUCUAAAGUCAUCAAAAGCAAGCAAGGCAGAAAUUAUGGCUUCUGUUGCUGAGCUUACAAAGGCCAAGGAAACCUUAUCAAAGCUGGAAGAGAGAUUCAAUUUGAAGGGUGGAAUCCCUCAGAAGGAUGGGAAGACUGAUUUCUCUCAGGAUUUCUUUGGGCGUCAAGCUUUUCUCACUGUAUCUGGUCAACUUCAGGUUGAGACCUAUGCAUGUGCCUUAGGCAAUGUCUACACAUUUGGGCCUACAUUCAGAGCCGAACAUUCUCACACAUCACGACACUUAGCAGAAUUUUGGAUGGUAGAGCCUGAGAUUGCGUUUGCCAACUUGGAGGAUGAUAUGAACUAUGCAGAGAAUUACGUACGCUUUCUCUGUAAGUGGUUACUUGAUCAUUGUCUUGAAGACAUGGAAUUCAUGGUAAAGAAUUUCGAUAAAACAGCCAUUGACCGUCUAAAGCUUGUCUCCUCAAGUCCAUUUGAGCGAAUUUCCUAUACGAAAGCUGUUGAGCUUCUACAGAAGGUCACAGACAAGAAGUUUGAGAACAAUGUUGAGUGGGGCAUAGAUUUAGCAUCUGAGCAUGAAAGGUAUUUGACUGAGGUGAUUUUCAAGAAGCCUGUAAUCGUGUACAACUACCCAAAAGGAAUAAAAGCAUUUUAUAUGAGGCUCAAUGAUGAUAACAAGACAGUAGCAGCAAUGGAUGUUCUUGUACCUAAGGUCGGCGAGCUGAUUGGAGGCAGCCAGAGAGAGGAGCGGUUAGAUGUUCUUGUAGCAAGGAUAAAAGAAGCAGGGUUGCCUCUUGAGCCAUAUGAAUGGUAUCUUGAUCUUCGGCGAUUUGGAACAGUCAAGCACAGUGGUUUUGGUUUAGGGUUCGAGCGAAUGGUUCUGUUUGCUACGGGUCUCGAUAACAUCAGAGAUGUUAUUCCUUUCCCCAGAUAUCCAGGAAGAGCUGAUCUCUGAAAGUUGUUGAUGACGCCGAUUCGAUUUCUUCAGCAAUGAUUUUAGCCCCUGUAAUCGUUGAGUCGGGGUGUUAGUUUUGGUAAAGAUGCGCCACAAAAUUAUAGUACCCUCCUCAAGUGUAGACCGAGAGGAAAUGCUUAUCUAUGACUUAAUUUUGACAGUGUGCAAAGAAUAUUACAACUUGUGCUUUAUUAUGUUUUGUGUUACCAAGUUCUACCAUAUGUUUUUAUUUCUUUUGUGGUUAUUUAUCAUUUAACAUCUUGUGCAAUAUUUGAUGGAGAUUAAAGGUUUGUUAUUU
This is a messenger RNA of Asparagus officinalis (garden asparagus), 2065 nucleotides long. Its product is annotated as asparagine--tRNA ligase, cytoplasmic 1-like. Gene Ontology annotation, biological process: asparaginyl-tRNA aminoacylation. Gene Ontology annotation, molecular function: ATP binding; nucleic acid binding; asparagine-tRNA ligase activity. Gene Ontology annotation, cellular component: mitochondrion. The record is from RefSeq and is a predicted model, not a curated record. NCBI's taxonomy places the organism in Eukaryota, Viridiplantae, Streptophyta, Magnoliopsida, Asparagales, Asparagaceae.